This is a messenger RNA of Penicillium lagena, 228 nucleotides long. RefSeq names its product CDC26 family anaphase-promoting complex subunit. NCBI's taxonomy places the organism in Eukaryota, Fungi, Ascomycota, Eurotiomycetes, Eurotiales, Aspergillaceae. Gene Ontology annotation, biological process: anaphase-promoting complex-dependent catabolic process. The coding region runs from base 1 to 228 and encodes 75 amino acids. The record is from RefSeq and is a predicted model, not a curated record. Gene Ontology annotation, cellular component: anaphase-promoting complex. The transcript has a single exon.
AUGCUUCGACGAAAACCUACAGCCAUCGCAGUCACGUCUGAAGACGUCGCUGCAUUUGAGGAAGCGCGACUUCGCAAGCUGGCCGAAGAAAACAAGCAGCCUGAGCAUGCUAAGGGUACUUCGACGGUCGGUUUUGACCCAAGCGACGAACUAAAGCCUCUGCCAGGCGACAAGGCGAGGAUUGUGCGAUCCCGCGAGGAAAGAAUCGGCAUUGGUCGGCGUGGUUGA